This is a messenger RNA of Osmerus eperlanus (European smelt), 4567 nucleotides long. It is a transcript of the gene arfip2b, whose product is annotated as ADP-ribosylation factor interacting protein 2b. The record is from RefSeq and is a predicted model, not a curated record. Gene Ontology annotation, molecular function: phospholipid binding; protein domain specific binding. The transcript has 10 exons. Gene Ontology annotation, cellular component: trans-Golgi network membrane. Bases 306 to 1481 code for a protein of 391 amino acids. Lineage: Eukaryota; Metazoa; Chordata; Actinopteri; Osmeriformes; Osmeridae. Gene Ontology annotation, biological process: intracellular protein transport; regulation of Arp2/3 complex-mediated actin nucleation.
UUCCGCGAAGCAUUCCUAGCCUGGAAAGAGGAGGUUGGAUUUGCUUCCAAGAAGCCGACGGCAAACGAUGAAACAGACCCGACUGGUCAUGCCAUAAGCCAAUGUAUCUAUCUUUAUCAAAGGAUAACGGUGAUUUAAUUAAUUGAUUCUUCGGCCUGUUGUAAUUUUCCUGGACAGACCAUUAGUGUCGGGUCCUGUCUAGAAGCCGCACAUGAACUGGAAUGCACUCUAGCUAAUGUUAGCUAGCUAGCUUGCUAAUAGCUUUUCCAAAACAGGACUCAAACACAGCAGGGCGCUCGUGCAGCAUGGCAGACAGCAUCAUGAGCAAAGCAGCCACCAUGGAGAUACCGAUCAACAGCAACGGAGACACGGGCACGCUGCCCGAGGACGACAGCCUCGAGCAGGCUGCUAAGCUGCAGUGGAGCUUAGAUGAGAAGGUAGGAAGGUCCACUGGCCACCAGGACCUCCAGCAGGUGAUGGUGUCUGGUCCCAACCUGAACGAGACCAGUAUCGUAUCCGGGGGUUACGGCGGAACGACGGAGGGGAUCAUCCCCACGAGCUCCAUCAAAGAACUGCGUAUGAAGGCCAGGCGCGUUAGUGUUCCCCCCAGCCACUCCGCCGCCAGCCGCAUAGCCAGCCAAUCAGACGACUACCCAGGGUCCAGCAUGCAACACAGCAGCAGCAACUCGUCCAUGGCGGACGACGCCUCCCGGGGCGUCGCCGUGGAGAAGCUUGACUUUGUCAAGAAGUGGGGGCUCAACACCUACAAGUGCACCAAGCAGAUGAUCUCGGAGCGUUUCGGCCGGGGCUCGCGCACGGUGGACCUGGAGCUGGAGGCGCAGAUCGACGUGCUGCGCGACACCAAGCGGAAGUACGAGAACGUGCUGCGGCUGGCCCGGGCGCUCACCAACCACUUCUACAGCAUGGUGCAGACGCAGCACGCACUGGGGGACACCUUCGCCGACCUCAGCCAGAAGUCCCCCGAGCUGAGGGAUGAGUUUGGCUACAACGCGGAGACCCAGAAGCUGCUGUGUAAGAACGGCGAGACCCUCCUGGGGGCCGUCAACUUCUUCGUGUCCAGCAUCAACACCCUGGUCAACAAGACCAUGGAGGACACCCUGAUGACCAUCAAGAUGUACGAGAGCGCCAGGCUGGAGUUUGACGCGUACCGGGCCGACCUGGAGGAGCUGAGCCUGGGCCCGCGGGACGCCGUCACCAUGGCCCGCAUCGACUACGCCCAGCAGCAGUACCAGGUCCACAAGGACAAGUACGAACGCCUGCGCUCCGACGUCACCAUCAAGCUCAAGUUUCUGGAGGAGAACAAGGUGAAGGUGAUGCACAAGCAGCUGCUGCUCUUCCACAACGCCAUCUCGGCCUACUUUGCUGGGAACCAGCAGCAACUGGAGCAGACCCUGAAGCAGUUCAACAUCAAGCUGAAGCCCCCGGGCUCUGAGCAGCCCUCCUGGCUGGAGGAGCCCUGAGACACCCCCCCCCCCCCCCCCAGGACCACCCGAUGGACGGAAUAAUGAAGGGAUGGAUGGAUGGACUAAAAGCAGUAGCAGGAUUUCAAGCAGGGCCAAGGCCUUCUGCCAUCUCUUUCUUUCUCUCUCUUUCUGUCUCAUUCUGCCUUUCUCUCUCCUCCUCACACAUUCUGUCCUUUCGAGAAAAAAAACUCUCAUUCCAUUCCUGAUUCGAUCCCCUCUUCGCUGUCUUUUUCUGUUUAGUUUUUUUCCCCACCAUCCUUCUCUUGUCUCUCUCUCUCUCACCCUCUCUCUCUCUCUCUCUCUCUCUCUCUCCCUCCCUCCCUCCUCAGUAAAGUUUGUGCCUGACACUUCUCCACCCUGCAGCACUCCAGGCCAGUCCGCGACACCAAAACACCACAUGUAAACCAUAACAAAUCGUCAUCGCUUAGUUCUGACCGGCCCGGGAGGCCUCCUAACACUACAGAGAAGUCCAGCACGUUCCGCCAGCGUUCCAGCGUGGAAGCUCCUCCCACCGUGUUGACACAGCACCUUUUGAGUUCACCAUAGUCUGCUCGCCUCCAGAGCCCCGAGAUAAACGCAGAUUCCAUCUCCAUACCUCCUACCCGGAAGGCAUAUUCGAUACAGCGAAUGACAGCGAUGUCCCCCAACUCUUCAAAUCAUCAUAAUGGACACAGGAAUGAAACUACUGAUAUGGCUGUCUCACCUGGACUGAAAGGGAUCAUUCGAACUCUCAAGACUCCCCCCCCCCCCCCCCACAAAUUGUUCUGGUAUUAUUAUUUUGUUGUCGUUUUUUGGGGCUUAAAGGGUGAUCAUGAACGCCCUGACUACCCUGCUUGAUGUCUCGCUAUAAUAUCUGAGGACCGUGGAUGGACUGUGUGUGUGUGUGUGUGUGUGUGUGUGUGUGUGUGUGUGUGUGUGUGUGUGUGUGUGUGUGUGUGUGUGUGUGUGUGUGUGUGUGUGUGUGUGUGUGUGUGUGUGUGUGUGUGUGUGUGUGUGUGUGUGUGUGUGUGUGUGUGUGUGUGUGUGUGUGUGUGUGUGUGUGUGUGUGUGUGUGUGUGGAAAACAGAGAGGCAGUUCUCCUGAGUGUAGCUCUGUGCAUGCACUACUCUAUUUGCUGCACUGGAAGUCACAGAGAGACCACCACCACUCCUAUCCACACCAAUUAUUUGACGUUAGACAUGAACGAGCUCUGGUUGGUUGUCAGCAAACGGAAGUGAAGAGCUGACAUGUAUGAACGAGUCGCAUUUCAAAACACUGCCCUUUUUGGUGAGUGUUUUUUUGUUUCAGCAUUAUUCUGUAGAGACGAACUUUCAGUGUUUUGGGAUCCCUGUUUGUAAUGCUUCAGUUGUACUUGUUCCUGGGCAGACCAAUGCAAGGUCAAGGGUCAAACACCAGGGGGUCAAGGGUCAAAGCUUGACGUCGCUCCCAGCUCUCCAUCUCUCCAUCUCUGUACGGUUGAGGUGGAACUGGGAAGGAGAAGAGCUAUGGCCGUUAGGGGGUGGGGGGGGUCAGAUAGAUAUUGUGUGUUCACUGUGCCCAAGAGGAAUAGGUAAUCCCACAUUUUCAAAGGCAGUGCUUUAGUGAAGGAAUCACUGUUUAUGAAUACAAGAUUGUCUUUUUUGUGUAGAGGACAGAUUUCAAUGGUGAGAUAUAUAUAUAUAUAUAUAUAAAUAUAUAUAUAAAUAGUAUAUAUUUCUUUGUUGUAAAUUGUUUGUGAUGUAAGUGUUCAAUGUAUCUAAGUUAACAAUAGGUCCUAAAAUCAUUAGAUUAAUUUGAUAUCAUGUUUCAUAAAAUACUUUAGUGAACUAUUUUAUACCAAAAUAUUUAUGAUUAAUACUCUAAAGAUGUACUACCUAAUAUUACUAAUUGAAGUACAUUAGAGUUGUAACACCAAUCUAAUAGGGGAUUGUGAUAAAACUAAUGAUUCAUAUUAAUUAUUUGCCCUAAUCGGACGUGGCCUACUCUUGUACGGGUUUACUUGACAAUGACGAGAAGUAAGACUGCAAUGCAUGUUACAAUGUUAUAUUGUCGCAAAGUCAUCAUCCCUACUCUGUGAGCUGUGUGUCGGUUAAAUCAGAAGCAUUUGUCUGAUGUUAGUUAUUGGUUCACCAUUUAGCAGACAAUGUUCAUACCAUGAUGAAACAAUAUUGGCAAUCCUUGACUGCAAUCCUAGAAAUACUCUUAUUUUGAAAGCUUUGGGUCGCUCACUUUUAUUGACGGCGCGCUUGUCUCACUGGACCAGGUACAUUUGAAACUCCGUUGUGGUCUGCAAUAGAGUCUAGUCUGACAUUUCUCGACCGGUGUUUCACGUGUAAACGAGUACAAUAGCCUUCCUACAUCUGACGCAACAGUGAAUUCCGAAGCUGGUCUUUCCCACUGAUUUGUGGGAGUCGAACAAAGGGGUGAACAAUGGACGCGUCGUACGUACGAGGAGCGUUCCAACGAGGUGUCAACACAGCUGAAUAACCGGAACCGUACGUGAAAACAUCUCCAAGAAUUUACUAAUGUGGACCCGUCAUGGCUGGUCUCCCACGGUGUUGCAUGGCUAGCAAUGAUUUUGUGUGCAUUGUGUAUUCACAUAGCCUACAUGUGUCACCCACAGAAUUAUUCCUCACGGUCCCCUUGUGUCCUUGUGUUCUGUUUCAUGCUGUCCUGUCCUGACACAAAUGUUUAAAAACUGUAAUGUUCACAACUUAGGAUAUAUGGAUAUGAGAUACAGGCUUGUUUUGGAAGUCUGUCUUCCCUCCCCCUGGUUCCACCCCUGACCUACAAAUACAAGUUCCUCUGGUUAGCAACAUCUUCAGCAAUAUGAACAUUGUGACACAUCAACCUGUCCCUUCUCUCUUCUAACAGAAACAGCUGCCCACACUGUCAGAUUGCAUUGGCGGAAACAAUUAUUACUUUGUACAGGAGGAGUCUAAUUAAUGAAUGGGUAAACUGUAGUCUUUAGGAUGUAGGCUAGUUGGAAGAUUUGAUCCGAUUUUUAUUUGCGUACAAUCAAUAUUUUUAGGCUGCUCUGUGGUAAAGUAGUGUAUGAAUGAUUGUAUAUUUGUAAUAAUAUUUAAGAUAAAAAGGAAAUUGGC